Colletotrichum chrysophilum is the source of this 270-nucleotide messenger RNA. It is a transcript of the gene SUI1, whose product is annotated as Eukaryotic translation initiation factor eIF-1. The record is from RefSeq and is a predicted model, not a curated record. Gene Ontology annotation, biological process: translational initiation. NCBI's taxonomy places the organism in Eukaryota, Fungi, Ascomycota, Sordariomycetes, Glomerellales, Glomerellaceae. Gene Ontology annotation, molecular function: translation initiation factor activity; RNA binding; ribosomal small subunit binding. Gene Ontology annotation, cellular component: eukaryotic 43S preinitiation complex. The transcript has 3 exons. The coding region runs from base 1 to 270 and encodes 89 amino acids.
AUGUCAAUUGAAAAUCUCAAGACCUACGAACGCAAUGGACGAAAGACUCUGACCACCGUUCAGGGUCUUCCAAAGAAAUUCGACCAGAAGAAGAUUCUCAAGGUCAUCAAGAAGCAAUUCGCUUGCAAUGGCACCAUCGUAGCGGACAGCGAGAUGGGCGAGGUCAUCCAGCUCCAGGGUGACCAGCGCAAGGUCGUCCAGGAAUUCCUCAUCAACAAGAAGGAGGGUCUCGGACUUGAUGCCAAGACCAUUAAGGUCCACGGCUUCUAA